CUUUCCUGCGCAGAUGUACCUUCAGAAGAAUUGGGUGGUGGAGGAGGUGAUGAACCCUCCGCGCUGCCUGUGCGGAGAGUAGAGGGCUUGUCACUGUUGUCGACCGGGUUUCGGUUUUGAUACAUGCGAUGUUCCCAAGUUGGGAGUGUCCCAGGAUUGUGUUCGUCGACUUUCUCUUUUUUUGCCUGGUGUCUUUGGAUACCUGACCACCAUGCGAAUAUACCUGCAGCAACGACAGCAACGCCGCCGACCAUCGUCGCUGGACGACCUCUUGGGACUGGGGGAGGUUGCGCGUUCUUGUUCAUGGUCGUUGUGGCAGAAAGGUAACGAGUGUUUGAAUUGAGGAUAAUGAGAAGGAA
This is a messenger RNA of Serpula lacrymans var. lacrymans S7.9, 359 nucleotides long. RefSeq lists its product as uncharacterized. The transcript has 3 exons. Lineage: Eukaryota; Fungi; Basidiomycota; Agaricomycetes; Boletales; Serpulaceae. The record is from RefSeq and is a predicted model, not a curated record. The coding region runs from base 124 to 327 and encodes 67 amino acids.